Messenger RNA from Talpa occidentalis (Iberian mole), 3701 nucleotides. It is a transcript of the gene FHDC1, whose product is annotated as FH2 domain containing 1. NCBI's taxonomy places the organism in Eukaryota, Metazoa, Chordata, Mammalia, Eulipotyphla, Talpidae. The record is from RefSeq and is a predicted model, not a curated record. Gene Ontology annotation, molecular function: actin binding; microtubule binding. Gene Ontology annotation, biological process: actin filament polymerization. Gene Ontology annotation, cellular component: actin filament; cytoplasm.
GAUGGCCCAGCGCAGGCUGCGCCCUUCUCCCGCCGCGGCCUAGCAGGCAGCCGAGCCUGACUCGAGGUUGACAGUGUCCACUUCCCCAAGGUCAAGACUUUGUCUCCUUAGAAGGCGCAAGUACUAUGCAUGUGAUGAACUGUGUGUCCCUGGUCAGCGAGAAGGAAAAUGGGCACGUGGCCUCGGCAGCUGGACCCAUGAUCGGGCAGGCGCCGUCCCCACCCCCGCCCCCCCCACCAUGUCCAUUUUCGGGGGCAGGGCUACCCCCCUCUCCUGCUCCUCCCCCCCCACCUCCGCUACCUGGGGGGCCACCCCUCCCACCACCCCCACCGCCGGGACCGCCCCCUGCUUCUCACAUGAACGGCUACAGCCACCAUGGCAAGAAGAAGCGCAUGAGAAGCUUCUUUUGGAAAACCAUUCCCGAGGAGCAAGUGCGCGGCAAAACCAACAUCUGGACCUUGGCGGCCAGGAAGCAGCACCACUUCCAGAUUGACACCCGGACCAUCGAGGAGCUCUUCGGGCAGCAGGAAGAGACCAGCAAGUCAACCCUUCCCAGGCGAGGCGGGUCUUUAAAUUCGUCCUUCAGGGAGGCCAGAGAGGAGAUUACCAUCUUGGAUGCAAAACGGAGCAUGAACAUUGGAAUAUUUCUUAAGCAAUUUAAGAAGUCUCCCCAGUCCAUCGUAGGAGAUAUUCAUCAAGGAAAGAGUGAGCAUUAUGGAUCAGAGAACUUGCGAGAAAUUCUUAAGCUUUUGCCAGAGUCAGAGGAGAUAAAGAAAUUAAAAUCUUUCACUGGAGAUGUUUCCAAGCUGUCCCUGGCAGACUCCUUUCUGCACCGCUUAAUUCAGGUGCCAAACUACUCACUUCGGAUUGAAGCCAUGGUGCUAAAGAAGGAAUUUUUACCUUCUUGUUCGGCUCUGUACACAGAUAUAACAAUCCUGAGAACUGCUACAAAGGAACUGAUAUCCUGUGAAGAGCUACAUUCCAUAUUACACUUGGUGCUACAGGCGGGGAAUAUCAUGAAUGCAGGAGGGUACGCUGGCAAUGCAGUAGGAUUUAAACUGUCUUCUUUGCUCAAAUUGGCAGACACAAAAGCAAACAAACCUGGGAUGAAUCUUCUGCACUUUGUGGCACAGGAAGCUCAAAAGAAAGAUGCCAUUCUUCUAAACUUUUCUGAAAAAUUAUAUCAUGUGCAGGAGGCUGCUAGGUUGUCUCUGGAUAGCACGGAGGCGGAGCUGCAUUCGCUCUUUGUCAGGACAAGGUCCCUGAAGGAGAACAUCCAGCAGGACAGUGAGCUGUGUCAGCAGAUGGAAGAUUUCCUGCAGUUUGCCACGGAGAAGCUGAUGGACUUGGAGCGCUGGAAACAGGAGCUGCGGGACGAGGCCCACACCCUGAUAGACUUUUUCUGUGAAGACAAAGAAACCAUGAAACUGGACGAAUGCCUUCAGAUAUUUAGGGACUUUUGUGUCAAGUUCAACAAAGCAGUUAAGGACAACCAUGACCGGGAGGUGCAGGAGCUGAGGCAGCAGCAGCGGCUAAAGGAGCUGGAGCAGAAGCGGCGGUCCUGGACGGCUGGGGAGCUGGGGGGAUUCGGCAGGAGCAGCAGUGAGAAUGACGUGGAGCUGCUGACCAAGAAGGGCACGGAGGACCUGCCCCCCUUCCUGCACACCAGGCCGGUCAGCCCUUCCUACCGACCCCCCAACACCCGCCGCUCCCGCCUCUCCCUGGGCGCCUCUGCUGACCGGGAGCUGCUGACCUUCCUGGAGAGCUCCACCGGCAGCUCCGAGGAGCUCAACACGUUCAACAGCUUGCCCUGCAGCAGCCCGCACCAGGCCCAGCCCGCGGCAGCCUGGACGGAGCCCGGAGGACAGAGGGACGCAGACGCCCACCAGGCACACAGACCUCAGGCCGCACAGGGCCAGGAGGAAGACUCCCACCCGCCCUCAGCCUGGAGGAGCCACCUCACGGCCCCCUGGCCUAGGGACCCUGCCUCUGCUGUGCCCCGGGCCGGGCGGGGCGGGGUCAGUGUCCUGCGAAAGAGGAACAGCGAACCCGUGGGCCUGGGCCCGGCCUUGUCCCCGCCACUCUCGCCGUUGGCUCUGGGAAUUAAGGAGCACGAGCUGGUCACCGGGCUGGCCCAGUUUGAGCUCCAGAGUCCCAAGCACUCCGAGGAGACAGCGCGGCUGGCCCUGAAUGACUGCCCGGUGGAGCCGGCGCCUUCUGAGGACGGGCGUUCGCCGUCCCCCGUGAUCAGCAACGGCAGCCUGAUGCCUGCGGACAGGGGCGCCCAGGGGGGUGUCAGCACAGCCCUGGAGGAGGACGGGGCAGCCCUGGCAUCCAUGGGCAGCAGUGACCCCGAGAACAAAGAACCGGGGCGUCUGUUUUACAUCUCCGACACCACCGACUGCUCGCUGACCUUGGACUGCUCAGAGGGCGCGGACGGCAGGCCCGAAGGGGAGCAGCCCCGAGAGGGGGCCGAGGGGGACGGCUCUGUGUCUUCUGGGGCCGGGGAGCUGGGGGGCAGCCAGGUUUCCACCUCCAGCCCCACAGGGGCGGCCCCUGCCCCGGUGUCCGAGAAAAGCGGGCCGGGCCCCAAGGCUGCCCUUCCCAGGGACAGAGCCGCCAGAGGGAAGGAGGUGGCUGCGCCGAAGAGAAACUCCCCCAAAGAGGCGUCCCCUGGCGCCGCCAAGCCCGGGGGUGCCCGGCGCAGCCCGGUGGCCGCCGCGCCCCGGCCGGUGCGCACGCUGACCUCCUGGGAGAGCGAGAGCAUGCGCAAGGUGGUGCCCAUCUCCAGGGCCAGCCGGGGCUCGGGGGGCUGGAAGCGGCCCCCGCGGGAGCCCCCCGGCAGCACGGAGGCGCCCUGGCUGCGCCGCAGCUCCGUGAAGGGCACCGCGGACACGUCGCCCCGGCGCCCCGAGGAGCAGAGGCUGCCGCGCGCCAGCGGCUCGGUCAGCGCCCGGCCCGGGAAGGAGCCCGCGCCGCCGCCCCGGGGCGCCUGCAGGAAGCCCAGCGCCAAGCCGCUCAGGAACGUCCCCAGGCAGAAGCCCGAGGAGCCCAAGAUCUGCCGCUCCAGCUCGCCGGGCGCCGACAGCCCCGAAGAGGAGCCCCGGCCCCCGCCAGCCCCCGCCGGCCCCCGCGCCCCGCCGCCCGUCCCGAGCUUCGCCCGCAACACUGUGGCCUCCUCCUCGCGGGCCACGAAGGCCGAGCCCCCUCCCGUGGGCAGAGCCCUCACGAGGACCGUCUCCCAGCGGCAGCUGAGGGUGAAGGGUGUCCCCGAAGACUCUGCGAGCAGAGACAGCGCGGCCCUGCGGCGGGCCAGCAGCGCCCGGGCCCCCAAAAAGGCUCCAGCGGCUGCGGAUGCGCCCCGGGGCAACACGGAAGCCCCUUUGCUGAAGGGCCGAGGCGCUGGGGACAACAGGGCUUCGCUCAGGGCGAAAGACUCCAAUAGGACCACGCUGGGGAAAAUCCUCAACCCCUUGUGGAAGUGAUGGGGGGCUUGGGGGGCUUCCCGCUCACCCUUCCUGGGGCCGCAUGGGGAGAGUGGCUGCUGCUAAGGCCCACGCCCUACCCCCCACCUAAAGCUGGCAAGGCCUGUGUUCCUGAAGCGACAGCCAGGUGCCACCUGCGGCGCCCACUCCCACUGUGAACCCCCAAGCUCGGUGUACAGUGACUACUGUGAUGGGCUGGCACCUCCCCUGCACGCC